AUGGACUCCUGCAAGCGUUUGAAUGCUCACGACAAUGAACUAAUUGAUCCGGUAGUAGUUUUCUUGGAGAAAAAACUUGCCAGUGUACGAAAAGCAUGGACUGAACUUAACUCCCAGAAAGACAGUCUUGUGAAGUCAAGGCAAAAUCAGGCUGCCUGUAAAGUGAUGCUCAACUGGGGACAUAGCGCCGUGACCGACGAGCUGGGUCUUCAGGCGUUUUACACCCUGAUCAAGGCCAAACAGGCUAUUGAUGCAACCUCCGCCGAGAAGGAAGAGUCCUUCGAGAGUCUGGGAAGGCAAGUGAUGAUUUUGCUGCAAAGGUGCCACCGGCUUCUCCUUGCGGCAAACAGCGUAUGGUGGGAAACGAAUGCUUUUGAUGUAAAGAUAUACGAGUUAAUGGUAAGAACAACUAUUAAAGAGGCAGACAAUCUUGCGCGCACUGUAAAGGCCUGCGAAGAGGAUGACUAUAACUACCUGAUAAUUUCUCCUGAAUUUAAACAGGUGAGCUAG
Molecule: messenger RNA, 510 nt
Organism: Dibothriocephalus latus
Lineage: Eukaryota; Metazoa; Platyhelminthes; Cestoda; Diphyllobothriidea; Diphyllobothriidae
Source: the annotation of a GenBank genome assembly